Cyprinodon variegatus (sheepshead minnow) is the source of this 3436-nucleotide messenger RNA. It is a transcript of the gene ttbk1a, whose product is annotated as tau tubulin kinase 1. Gene Ontology annotation, cellular component: cytoplasm; nucleus. NCBI's taxonomy places the organism in Eukaryota, Metazoa, Chordata, Actinopteri, Cyprinodontiformes, Cyprinodontidae. The record is from RefSeq and is a predicted model, not a curated record. Gene Ontology annotation, molecular function: ATP binding; protein serine/threonine kinase activity. The transcript has 15 exons. Gene Ontology annotation, biological process: peptidyl-tyrosine phosphorylation; signal transduction; peptidyl-serine phosphorylation. Bases 65 to 3436 code for a protein of 1123 amino acids.
AGGAAGGGUUUUUUCCCGCUCAGGAUUUGUUGUAAACCAUCAGGUUUUCCGGGAGCUCAGAACUAUGAUAAAUGGCUCUUUUAAGCUUGGAGCUGCUCGAGUUCUGGCUAGUUGGCAGAUGCAGUGCCUAGUCCCCGGCCUCCAGGACAACGGCAACAUGAACGGGACGUCCGAGCAGGCCGACAUCCUGCCGCCAAACUGUAUGGUUAAGGACCGAUGGAAAGUGCUGAAGAAGAUCGGCGGGGGAGGGUUUGGGGAGAUCUACGAGGCCUUGGACCUGCUAACACGGGAGAACGUGGCGUUGAAGGUGGAGUCGGCCCAGCAGCCCAAGCAGGUUCUGAAGAUGGAGGUGGCUGUUCUCAAGAAGCUGCAGGGUAAAAACCACGUCUGUAAGUUUAUCGGCUGUGGAAGAAAUGACAAAUUUAACUACGUGGUGAUGCAGCUUCAGGGUCGAAACCUGGCCGAUCUACGGAGGAGUCAGCCCAGAGGAACCUUCACCAUGAGCACCACCCUGCGACUCGGCAAGCAGAUCCUGGAGUCCAUCGAAGCCAUCCACUCAGUGGGAUUCCUGCACCGCGACAUCAAACCGUCAAACUUUGCGAUGGGCCGGCUCCCCUCCACCUACAGGAAGUGCUACAUGCUGGACUUUGGUCUGGCGCGUCAGUACACCAACACCUCUGGAGAAGUUCGACCGUUCCUUUGGACUUAUGAUUUUGACGUGCAUGCCUCCCGUUUCUCCGUCACCUCCAUGAAUCCCCAGGGAUCACUUAAACGCAGGCAGUCUGAACAAGUAGGUCAGAUUAAGGAGCGUUACGACCACCGGAUGCUGCUCAAACACAUGCCUUCAGAAUUCAAUAUUUUCCUGGAUCACGUCCAGGCCUUGGAUUAUUACACCAAACCAGACUACCAGCUGUUGAUGUCAGUAUUUGAGAACAGCAUGAAGGAGCGAAUCAUAACGGAGAAUGAGCCCUUCGAUUGGGAAAAGGGAGGAGGCGACGCCACGCUCUCGACCAGUGCCUCCACUCAACCACAGCACAAUACCCGACCCACCGCCGCCAUAGUGGGAGCGAUUGUGACGCCGGUUCCUGGAGACCCUCAGAGAGAAAACACCGAAGACGGCCUGCGGGAUGAACAUUUCAGCGAUCAGGAGAACGCUCCUCCUCCGCCACCGAGCCGGCCGCCGCCAGAGACGGCUACGCAGCCGAACGCCGGGGAGCCUGGGGAGGCCUGGGAGGACACAGACUUUAACCGCAACAGACUCAGGAUCAGCCUUAACAAGGGGCCUGAGGAAGAGGAGGCGGGUCGAGCGGCCGGUCCUGUGUCGCCAGUUCGAGGGGGGGGCCCUGAGUCGCCGACAGGUCAGGGUCGGUCUUUACGAUAUCGUCGGGUCAAUAGCCCCGAAUCUGACCGCCUGUCUGCUGCUGAAGGCAGAGUGGAUGGCUACGGACAGAGAUCCAGGAUGGACAUGCUGGGAUCUCCCUCUCGUCAUGUUUACUCCUCUCAACCAGCUCAGAUGCUCUCCGUGGACCCCGGUUGCCGUGGCGAUCGUCAGGCCAGCGGACGCCAAGAGGUGUCGGUGGCGUCUGUUGACCAGGAGGCGCACAGCAACGCUUUCAUACGGUCUGUCCCGCUGGCCGAGGAGGAGGACUUUGACAGCAAAGAGUGGGUGAUCAUCGACAAAGAGGCCGAGCUGCGGGAUUUCCAUCCCACUACGUCAGGAACCACUGAUGAGGAGCCCGAGGAGCUCCGCCCCCUGGAGGAGCAGGAGGAGAGGAGGCGGCUGAGGGCUGGAGGAGGGGAGCUGGUGGUUCGGCCCAAAACUCACACCCGCGACAGCAGCCGCGGGAUGCUAACGCUAACGGAAGAAGAGGCAUCGAGGAGAAGCGGCGGGAGCCCCGCACAGUCGCCCUGUCACUCGCUGCCGUCGGGACGCCCACGCAGGAGAGAGUCAGAGCCGACCGGACCUCAGAGACCGGUGUUGUCACCUACAGAGCAGAGCAUCCCGUCGCCAUCCUCUCCUGACUAUCGAACAAAGGGUCAAGGCGAUGAGAUGGAGCACUUCCACAUCCUUCCUCAGCUGCAGGCUAAGAGGGCAGACUUCCUCACUGUCAUGUUGACGGGUACUUUGCCUCAGCGUAGGAGCUUUGCCACGCCGGACGAAGAGGUCCAGGAACCUCUUGGGCCGAAGGACGAUGACGUUACUAAAAGCGAUUCCAACAGCGAGGCCAGUCAGAAAAGCACUGAACGCAGCCAGGAUGCUGCACCCUCGACGCUCAUGGCGGAGGACCAGAGAGGACAGAAGGAGCACGCGUCGGCCGCUGAUGCAGAUCCGGACCUGGAGGACGCGUCAAAGACUCUUGUUCUGUUUUCACCUGGAGACACUCGCAAGUCCCCCUGUGGUGGGGAACAUGUUCUCGAGGGGGAAUUGGGGACACCCUCCGGUCUAAAUUCUCGUAAUGACCGCCUACUGACAGGGGAGGGGAUUCAGCCUGAACUCUCUGAAACUGGCCGCCUGUCUCCAGCCCUCAGGUCAGAACUGAGACCCUCAACUCCCAUUGCUCCCGGAUCACCUCCCUUCACCAAAGUUGAGCGCACUUUCAUUCAUAUUGCAGAGACAUCACACCUCAAUAUUAUGUCUUCCAACGGUCACUCCGCUAAAGAAACUGACCUGGGAGACUUUGCUCUCACGAGGGAAUUGGCUGCAGAGGUUGAAACCCAUGAGCAGAAGGACGCACCACUGCCCAAAGAGGCUGCAGAGGAGCCUGAGCCAGACAAAUCCAGUACAGAAGAUAAGCAACCAAAAACUGAAAAUGGUCCGUCAGCCAUCUUCGCCAUGUCUUUGGAGCCUGCCUCUAAAGACACCUCACCAGUUUACGAUCAAAAGGAUCAACCCCAUGAAGCUAAGAAACAGCUUUCCUCCAGUGAGGACGGUUUAACGCUUCAGGCUGCUGGAGCAGAGCUGCCGGCUGGUGCUAAGCCCAAAAUCCGAAGCAGAAUCCCCAUUCUUAUCUCUGAAGAGGAUUCAGGCUCAGAACAGUCCUCUUCCUUUUCGGCUCGAGUUCGGCUUCAGCAGCGGGCGAGACAGCUCGACCUGGCUCGCUUGCUGGUUCAGAAGCAACAGGGUCGCUGGAUGAGGAGGCGGAUGCUGUCCGGGACUUCGUCGUCCUUGUCCUCUGGAGACGACGAGCGCCUGAGAGUUUCUGAGACUUUAUCCAUGACGGGCUCAGAGGAGGACAUGCAUACCUCGGACGAAUCCAGAAGGAGCUCCCGUCUCAAACCCACAGAAGAACAAGGGUCCAAAGAGUGCAGGAGCAGAAUCCCUAGACCCGUCACUCCCGUAAAAAUACCUUCUGGGGGUGUCGGCGUCGCUGCUUCUCCUCUCUCCUUGCCAGACUCCAAAAAUACAAAAGCGGUUUCUUCCGUAUUAAAUGGGUAA